CCGCACAUUUCCUCAAAAUCUCCCAACGAACCACGUUCAAAAUGAAGCUCCUCGCACUUACAUUGGUCGUCGUCGUGGCCACUUGCCUGUACUCCGUUGAUGGCGCCACUUCCGGUUCAGCAUCAGGAUCAGCUGCUUCUAGUGGAUCUGGUUCCAGUGCAAGUGGAUCCGCAUCGGGAUCAGGAACAGGAACAGGAACUGGAACGACUACAACCACCACGACUACGUUGGCUCCCACGACCACCACUACCACAACCGAUGCUCCAGCGACCCACAAGAAAGUCCAUCGCAGAAGGCGCCUCAUCAUCCGGAGAAUCAUUCACAGACGCGCAGCCGAGAGGAGGCGUGGCUAGAAAAUCCCCGCAGAAUCGCUUUGUUCAAUAAUUCUAAGGACACCAGUGGGACUCGAACACGGUCCUUGGUUACCACCCGACAAAUUUCAAGAUAAUAAAAAAUAUAUGCCUUGUUUUAUGUGCUCCCUGUAA
Molecule: messenger RNA, 485 nt
Organism: Drosophila santomea
Lineage: Eukaryota; Metazoa; Arthropoda; Insecta; Diptera; Drosophilidae
Product: merozoite surface antigen 2
Exons: 1
Coding region: 42-353 (103 amino acids)
Source: RefSeq, a predicted model, not a curated record